AUGGAAUUAUUAAAAACAUUAAGGGCAUCCUCACCAGUUUUUCCAAAUGACUCAAGUGUAAUAAAAGCAGUAUCAAUGACAGAUACAAUAGAUCUUGCAUUAAAACAAUUAAUUUCAAAUAAUAUUUUAUCUGCUCCUGUUUAUAACCCAAAUGAAAAGAAAUAUUAUUGUUUCUUUUCAAUGUUAGAUUUAAUUAAAGAGAUUGUUACAACAUCAACAACUCAACAUUGGGAACAAGAAGGUGAUAUCAAUACUGUUUUAUUGGAUCUUCAAGAUAGAAAAUUAUUUAAAAAAAGUAUAGUGGCUGAUAUUUGUGAUUCAUCAAAAAGAGAUCCUUUCAUUGUAGUCGAUAGUGAAACUAUGUUGGAUAAUGUCGCUGGUUUAAUGGUUAAAAAUAAUAUUAGAAGAGUUGCCGUAUUAAAUCAAAAAGGUGAACUUUGUAAUAUAAUUACAAAUUCAAGAAUUAUUGAAUGUAUAUCUCAUUUAUUUGCAAUGGAUAAAGAAUUAGAAAAAUUAGGUAAAAUGACAAUUAAAGAGAUGAAAAUUGGUACAAGUGAUGUAGUUUCAAUUUCAAGCGAUAAAAAAGCAUGGGAUGCAUUCAAAUUAAUUUCAAAAAUGGGUGUUAGUGGUGUUGGUGUUACAGAUUCACAAGGUAAAUUAAUUGGCGCUAUUGGUGAUAGUGAUUUAAAGUUAAUUAAACCAAAAUUCCAAUACCUUCAAUUAUUACAUUUACCUGUAUCUGAAUAUUUACAAGCUUUAAAAAAAGUCACUGAUAAUAAUUAUAUUUUUUGUAAACCAAGUGAUACAUUUAAAAGUGUUGUUGAAAAUGUUUCUGAAAAAAAAGCACAUAGAGUAUUUGUUGUAAAUGAUGAUCAUCAUCCAAUUGGUGUUGUUUCUUUACAAGAUAUUUUAGAACAAAUCGUUAUUCAUCAUAAAAAAUAA
Messenger RNA from Dictyostelium discoideum AX4, 942 nucleotides. RefSeq lists its product as hypothetical. The coding region runs from base 1 to 942 and encodes 313 amino acids. NCBI's taxonomy places the organism in Eukaryota, Evosea, Eumycetozoa, Dictyosteliales, Dictyosteliaceae. The transcript has 4 exons. The record is from RefSeq and is a predicted model, not a curated record.